CAAAAACCAGGAAGUAGUAGUCAGUACGUGGCCUUUUCAUCUGGAACAGCGCUGAGUGAAACUUUCUUCUUUACAGAAUGGAGCUCGAGGCCAUGACCAGAUACACCAGUCCGGUGAACCCUGCGGUGUUCCCUCACCUCACAGUGGUCCUGCUGGCCAUCGGGAUGUUCUUCACCGCCUGGUUCUUCGUUUAUGAGGUGACGUCAACAAAAUACACGAGGGACGUCUACAAGGAGCUGCUGAUCUCCCUCGUGGCCUCACUUUUUAUGGGCUUCGGCGUGCUUUUCUUACUGCUGUGGGUUGGCAUCUACGUAUGAGGGUAACUAAAUUCAAAAAAUGACACAUUCCAGCAGAAUAAAGGACAUCACAGACAACACGUACAGGAUUUUGGAUUUAAUCAUAUGGCACUGACAAUAUUUGGAAUCAUAUGGACUCUGGCUAUUGUUUCACAAGUAAAUGGGAUUUGUACUA
Messenger RNA from Nematolebias whitei (Rio pearlfish), 471 nucleotides. It is a transcript of the gene tmem258, whose product is annotated as transmembrane protein 258. The coding region runs from base 78 to 317 and encodes 79 amino acids. Gene Ontology annotation, cellular component: membrane-bounded organelle. Lineage: Eukaryota; Metazoa; Chordata; Actinopteri; Cyprinodontiformes; Rivulidae. The record is from RefSeq and is a predicted model, not a curated record. Gene Ontology annotation, biological process: protein N-linked glycosylation. The transcript is spliced from 4 exons.